Monoraphidium neglectum is the source of this 1243-nucleotide messenger RNA. RefSeq lists its product as hypothetical. The annotation marks the transcript as partial. NCBI's taxonomy places the organism in Eukaryota, Viridiplantae, Chlorophyta, Chlorophyceae, Sphaeropleales, Selenastraceae. The transcript has 2 exons. The record is from RefSeq and is a predicted model, not a curated record.
AUGGGUGGAGUGACAACGUCAGCAGCGCAAGGCGAGCCUCCACCGGCCGCUCCGGGCGUCGCCGUGCCGCCUCGCGUGGCCCCCGAACCUGCCGGCAGCGGGGCGGUCGGUGACACCGCCGCCGCCGCCGCGGCCGGGCCUGCCGCGCGCCCCCGAGAGGUGCCCGCGGCUGGCGUGGAGGCGCUUCUGGAGCGCGCCGGCCUGCCGAAGCGCGUGAUGGUACGCGCGGACGACGCGCCGGCGAGCGAGCACAAUGCGUACUACCGGGCCGAAGCGCUUGCCGUGGAGGAGGACGGGCCGGCGGCCGCCGGUGGCGAUGCCGGCGGCCGCGUGCAGCUGCAGUACCAAUUCUAUGGCGACCGGCAGCCGUUCUGGCUGCCGCUGGCGAGCGCGCGGCUGUGGCGGGGCGCAUACCCUUUGGACGAGGCCGCAUGGGUCAACCUGGGAAAGGUGUGGUUCAUGGGGCUCGGCUGCGCUGGGGAGGGGGGCCCGUGGCAGCCGCGCGGGCGGCGCAGGCCAGCUGGCGUGGGCGGUGGCUUGCGGUUGCAGGGGCCUGGGCCUCCCGCCUGGGCAGGGCCCAUCGGGCUCGAGCGUUCGGCCGCGCAGAUGGGGACAUUCACAGCCGCGGGCGCGGUUGCGGCGGCGGGAUCGAGCCACAAGCGCGGCGGCGCCCCCGGCGCCGCCGGCGCGGGCACGGGCGCAUGUGCAGGCAAGCGGCUGAAGCUCGACGCAGCGGUGGGGCCGGAGGGCGCCUGGGACGAUGAUGUCAUGGGGGCGGCCCUCGCCCCCCCGGCUGUCGCAGGGGAGUUGUCAGACGAGCCGCCCGGCAUAGCCGGCUGGGCGCCGCAGCGGCGCGCCCCCGGCCGCGAACAUGAGGCCGCAGCGGCCGGGGAUGUGGGCCGCGGCAGCGAGCAGGGCGACGGCGGCGGCGGCGGCGGCGGCGGGGCGGAGCCGAUGGCGGUGGACGACGCGGCGCCGCGCUCGGGCGGCGACGUCGCAGCGCGGGACCAGCGCGGCUGGGCGGAGCAGGCGGAUGCAGGACCGCACGUGCGGCAGGACCCACAACAGCAGCAGCAGCAGCAGCAGCAGCAGCAGGGGCCCCUCCUGGCUCCCUCUGACUUCGGGGCUCAUCUUGAGGGGCAGCGGCUGCUCGUCUUCUGGCCGGACGACGGGCGGUGGGACGCGGGGGAUGUGCGCGUGGUCGACGCCGCGACCGGCCGCGCCACCAUCAUCUACGCACAAG